UUUGAUAGGAGGGAACCGUACCAGAAGAGUCUACGCAGAGCAAGAUCAGAGAUUCCAAUUUCAAACAAAAUUAAGCUCUCAAUUACUUCCAUUCAUGGCGGCUUCGUCGUCGUCGUUGUCAAGUCGCCUUUGGAAAUACGACGUGUUUCUAAGUUUUAGAGGCGAAGACACUCGCGGCGGUUUCACAGGCCAUCUCUACGAAGCUUUCGUACGGAACGGAAUCCACACAUUCAAAGACGACGACGACAUGGAAGAAGGAACAAACAUUUCUUCUGAGCUAUUUGCAGCCAUUGAGGCUUCGAGGAUGGCCGUGGUUGUGAUCUCAGAACACUACGCUUCUUCACGAUGGUGCCUUGCGGAGUUGGUUAAGAUACUCGAGUGCAGAGAGCAUAUGGGAAUGAAGGUUAUGCCUAUCUUUUACAAAGUGGAUCUUUCUGAUGUUCGAAACCAGAGGGGAAGUUUUGGGAAAGCUUUUCUUAAACAUGAAGCCAGAUUUGGAGAAGACGACUCGAAGGUGCUUCAAUGGAGGAAGGCUCUGUUUGAGAUCGCCGGCCUUAAAGCUUGGGUUUCUGAUAAUCGAACGCUUGAAUCAAAGCUUAAAGAAGACAUCUGUGAAGCAAUAUUGAGAAGAAUCAAACCUAAUUUGACACUCAUUGAGAAAGAAAAAGUUGUGGGAGUCACUUCAAAACUAAACCAACUUUUUUCCCUUUUGAAUCCAAACACGAAUGAUGACGACGACGACGAGGAUAAUAAUGUGAUCUUGGUGGGAAUACACGGGAUGGGUGGCAUUGGCAAGUCAACCAUAGCUCGAGUUUGUUACGAGCAAAUUCGAGGCGAAUUCAAAGCUCAUUGCUUCAUCUCCAACGUUCGAGAGCAAUUCGAAACGGCUGGUAUUACUCACUUACAAAGCAAACUCCUCUCAGGAAUAACAUUCUCAAUGAAGAAGAUUGACAAAGGGGAUGAUCUAGAUGGCAGGGCUUUGAUUAGCAAAGCAAUUUCCCUAAAGAAGACACUUCUUGUCCUAGAUGAUGUGGAUCAUCUUGACCAAAUAACGAAACUGAUACCCGACAAGGAUUGCUUUGUCGAUGGUAGCAGAGUCAUCAUCACAACAAGAAAUGCUGAUUUGCUUUCGACACAUGGGGUGAAAAGAAUGUUCAAAAUGGAAGAACUUGAGUACGAGGAAUCCCUUCAACUCCUAAGUUUGAAUGCUUUUAAGGAAAGGUGUCCAAGAGAAGGUUAUUUGGGACAGUCCGACCGCAUUGUUAAGCUUGCUGGUGGUCAUCCUCUGGCACUUCAAGUCUUGGGGAGCUCUUUACAGAACAAAGAUUUGAGCGUUUGGGAUUACGUUAUAGAAAGGCUCCAAGGAGGUUGGAGUAUUGAUGACAAGAUUUUCAAGUGUCUUAAAGUAAGUUACGAUGGGUUGGAUGAUGAGCAGAAGGAGAUUUUUCUUGAUAUUGCUUGCUUCUUCAAGGGAAAGAGAAGGGAUCUUGUAGAGGAAAUACUCGAUGGAUGUGAUUUAUAUGCCAAGAGAAACAUUGAACUUCUCAUUCAAAAAUCUCUCGUAACUUUAUCUCAUCACAAUAGAUUACAAAUGCAUGAUUUAUUGCAAGAAAUGGGUCGAAAAGUUGUUCCUCAAAAACCUGUUCGAGAUCGGCUGUGGUGCCUCAAGAACAUCAAAAGCGUGGUCACAGAAGCAUCGAUCCAAAGCAUAUUUUUGAAGUCCACAGGAAAAAUUGUUCUAAUCCCACUCUCAUUGUCAAGAAUGCACCAACUUAGGUUGCUUAACUUUCACAAUGUGAGACUGCAAGACCAAUCGGAAUGCUGCAUUCCGAGUGAGUUAAGAUAUUUGAAGUGGAAAAGAUAUCCUUUUGAGUUUCUGCCAUUGAAUUCUGAAGUAGACUAUAACCUCAUUCAGCUCCACAUGUGCUACAGCAAUUUGAAACAACUCUGGCAUGGAGAAAAGAAUUUGGAGAAGCUGAAGUAUAUCAAAGUUGGGCACUCUCAGAAAUUGUUCAAAACUCCGAACUUCACACAGCUUCCAAAUCUAGAAAGAUUAGAUCUUGAAGGCUGCACUAAUCUGAGCAACAUCCAUCCAUCCAUAUUCAUUGCCAAAAAACUCACUUUUCUGAGUAUGAAGAAUUGCAUCAAUAUCACUAAUCUUCCCCUCCAGAUUACCAUACAUAAUCUUGAAGUUUUCAUUCUCUCUGGUUGUUCAAAGCUCAAGAAGCUCCCUGAAUUUAUAGGCAAUACAGAUAGUUUACUGGAACUCCGUUUAGAUGGCACCUACAUAGCUGAGCUACCUUCAUCAGUUGCAAGCUUGAAUCGCCUGACGGUACUAAAUUUAAUGAAUUGUAAGAAGUUGGUUUCUGUUUCUUUUUCCUUUAACAGGAUAUCCUCCCUUGAAUCCCUCAAUCUCUGUGGAUGUUCAAAGCUUGGAAACCGAACAAGAACGUCGGACAGCGGUGCUCAACAUGCGACGAUCAAACGGUUAGUCCUAAGUUUGUAUAGAGCUCCAAGGAGCGGCGUUUUCGGAAUCCCAUCAAUGUCUGGUCUUUACUCUCUUACUGAAUUGAAUCUUAGCAAUUGCAACAUUGAAACGAUCCCAGAAGGGAUCGAGGGUUUGGUGUGGUUGAGAAUGCUGAAUCUAAGUAACAACAGCUUCACUGAGCUUCCAGCAAGCUUAGCUCAACUUCAUAAUCUAAGAUCCUUAAACAUGAAUGGAUGCAAGAAACUUGUGCAGGUUCCAGAGCUCCCGGCAAGGAUUAUGAAGUUGAAGAUGAAGGAUUGCAUUUCACUGAAAACAUCUACGGCCAUUUCCAAGAUGGACCGUUUGUACUUCAUGACAGGGGUCAACCUUCAGAAUUGCUACCAAUUAGCCGACGAUAAACACAUCCAAACUUUGCUCACUUCAUGGAUGCAGUGGAUGAUGAGUGGAUUUUAUGACGUGCAGAAGACGGCCUUCCAGACAGAAAAGCUAAGCAUUAUGAUACCUGGGAGUGAGAUUCCAGAUUGGUUUACAACAACCAAAAUGGGUUCUUCAAUCAGUAUGAAAUGGGAUCCAAAUGCACGUAAUGGCAACAAGAUUUGCUUUGCUUUGUGCGUGGUUUUUGGCCCGACUCACCCACAAAACAUCACCACCGUCGUUUCCUUUGCCAUUUCUGCAUCAAUGAUCAUUGAAAAGGAACUAGAUGGGUCUGCUAGGGAGGAGGACGAAGCUUGUGGGCAUGUGUUCUUGAGUUCAGGCAUGGAAACGGUAGAUCAUGUUUGGAUGUUCGUGUUGCCUUGCACCGAGUCAUAUUUGGAGAUAGAGUUUCGAUUUGGUCUCAGGGUUAAUCCUUCUCACUCUAUUCCUUCAAUGGGUUUGAAAAAAUGUGGAGUUCGUUUGAUUAAUAUGGAAGAAGACGAGGCAGCCGUUGCAUGGAAGGGCAAUUUUAUUCUCUUGAAGAACUCCUUCAGAUUAUGGCAAAAGUUGACAGUAAUGAAGAAAAGAGGCCACUGCCGAAGACUUUGAUUAUUUUGUUUUCUUUUAGAAGCAAAAAAAU
Molecule: messenger RNA, 3542 nt
Organism: Cucurbita moschata (crookneck pumpkin)
Lineage: Eukaryota; Viridiplantae; Streptophyta; Magnoliopsida; Cucurbitales; Cucurbitaceae
Product: TMV resistance protein N-like
Exons: 5
Coding region: 95-3511 (1138 amino acids)
Biological process (GO): defense response; signal transduction
Molecular function (GO): ADP binding; protein binding
Source: RefSeq, a predicted model, not a curated record